Molecule: messenger RNA, 726 nt
Organism: Closterium sp. Naga37s-1
Lineage: Eukaryota; Viridiplantae; Streptophyta; Zygnematophyceae; Desmidiales; Closteriaceae
Source: the annotation of a GenBank genome assembly
AUGCCCCCGUGCCGAAGUGCCCCCGUGCAGAGGUGCCCACGAGCAGAGGUGCCCACGAGCAGAGGUGCCCACGUGCAGAGGUGCCGAAGUGCAGAGGUGCCCACGUGCAGAGGUGCCCACGUGAAGAGGUGCCGAAGUGCAGAGGUGCCCACGUGCAGAGGUGCCGAAAUUACCAUCCGCGCAACCGCUCGUAACGUCGCCCCACACCCCUGCGCGUUCAUCCUCGUGUCUCUUCCCAUUGCAGUCAAGCAAACGGCAGACACACGCGCGUCCCUCUCUCACAUCGCUGGACCUCCAUGGAUCGCGCUUCAUACUUCCUUCGUACUUCCUUCUCACGACCUGCAAGAAAAAGGGGGUAUGGUGGGUGUCUCUCGCUGCAGCCCUGUCCCGGCAGACGUGCAGACAGCAGACACACACGCGCGCGCGUUGCCCGGCGCCAACCUCCCCCCGCUGACGUCUCGCUCGCUCGUGCCCUGCACCGCCUUGCACCGCUUUCGUCUCCGCUCGCGUCCUCCCGCCAACGCCCGCGUCCUCCCACCAACGCCCACGGCUGACCCAGCAGACGUGCAGAAGGCAGACGCGCGCCACUCCAUACCGUUCCUCGCCCCACUCGUUCGUUCAUCGUCCCUGAGUGUUCUUUCGAAACGUCUUUGCGUGUUUGUUUCUUCAUCCUGCAAGAAAGGGGGGGUAGCGGGUGUCUCGUGGUGCAGCCUGAAGUUGUCCUAG